AUGACCGAAUCAUAUACCUGCAGUUUUGAAGAAUUCUUCGACAGCCACCUACCCAGCAAUGGAAUCGAGCUCGACCCGGUUAUCGGAGAUCUGAAGAAACAAAAGAUGCUCGUUUCUCGAGGGCAGUAUGUGUACCAGAAAUCGUCCUCAUCCACGCAGAAGCCACCGUUCAUGCAGACGUUUAAGUCGUUCAAAAGUCUGUUUCGAUCGACGAUCUCACACCACAAAUCCAAGUCGAGUCAUGAAGACGCUUCAAACCAUUGGUACCGCCGUCCAUUGGAGGAGAAUGUCGAAUACAUCGCCCAUGGCUGUAUAACCUCGAAUUCGGAGGGCCCAUUACGAUUGAUGGACGUCGUGGUGCCGAUUAUGGGCGUGGACAGCCGCGACGUUCACCCAUUGUCCGACGAGGUUGAUGUUGUACUUCUGUCCCAUUUUGCGCAAAUCGUGAACGGAGACGCCCGUGGAAGGUUCUGCUUUGCGGUAACCUUCAUAGAUUCUCAAGUAACACUGUGGCGGUUCAGUAGGUCGCUAACCAUCAAAUCCACGCCAUUUGACAUGACCGAGCACCCAGACCUUCUGAUCCAACUUCUCGUGAUUUUUCUCGGGUCACAGACACAUCUACUGGGGUACGAUUCCCUGGUCACCCUGCUCCCCGACUCAAACUAUGUCUACGAGAUACCGUCCGAUGGCGAUUCGGGACCCCUUUACUACAAAACCGCCGCCCUUAUCUGCGACUCCCAGCCUACGUACGUCUCCGGUCGCUCCCUGCGGAUCUGGGAAGUCGAGCAGGUGGAGUCAGUUUCGAACCCCGUGCGCGUACCAGGAACGCCCAACAGGGUAUUGAAGGACGUCAUCCUAGAUGCCACCGCGCGCACAGAGGCCGACAUCCAAGAGGAGCUUUUCGCUGAUAUGGCGAAAUUGGCCAAAGACGAAUCCUGGUCGUCACGGCCCUUCCUCAAGGAUUUCCCCCAGUGUGAUAUCGACGUUCUCGCGGAUGCGUUGGAGGGCGAAAGGUUCAAGCGCUACUUUUCCUGCAUCAUUGCGAAAUACAUUGGGGAAGUUGACAACGCCUGUGGUCACGGCCGCCCCAUACGUCGCUGCCAUUUCGUCUAUGAACGCAUUUGCACCCCUCUUGACGACAUCACCACCCUCGGGGAAGCGGUCGAUGUGCUCAGACAAGCACUGAUACCGCUGCGCCUCAUGUUCUGCGCUGGUUGGGUCCACCGCGACGUUAGUCCAGGCAACAUUCUCGCAUACCGACAAGCACCCGGGUCGCCCUGGACGGUUAAACUCUCCGACCUCGAGCACGCAAAGAAGUUCCCUGAUCCUGAGUCCACUGGGGGGGACCGUAUCACAGGAACGCCAUAUUUCAUUGCCUGCGAAGUCCUCGAUGGCGAUUACCCGUCCCCGCAAGAGCAAGACGAAGAUUGCACAGACGAUGAUGAUCCGGACAUGUCUCCUCCACCGCAUGAAUUCGUUCCUGUGGAGCUGGUGAAGUCGCUCCCUAAAGCACUACUCCAUUCUCGAUUCCUCAGGCACCUCAAUAGGUUACGAAAGAACCUCCACGGCCAGUACAUCGCACGGAACAACGAUGGAAAGUACAGCGACAUUUCUACCUACUCUUGGAUCGCGAGCGGUGCUUUCGAUAGCUUCUUCAAUGAGGUGGAGGCACGCAGGGACGAAUGGGCUGACAUCGAGGUUGUGGGCAGUUCGACAGCGCCUCGUAGAGAAUUAGCGCCAGCCGACAAAUCUACUACGAUUUUCGCCGCUGAUGCACCGCCUCCCCCUUCACGUUCGCCCCCGAACCAACACCAACAGCCCGAGGGCAAGCCGUCCCGUAAGCGCCCAGUCGCCGACUCGGCUGAAGGCGGAAGAGCCCAGAAGAGGGCCCGAAAGAACCCUGUGCGUGAUGAUAUUGUUGUUCCACGCCGGAGUGGACCAACAACGCGAUCGAUGGCGUUGAACGAACGUCGAGUCACAAGAUCAACCACUCGCCGUCUUGAAGAAGAGAAGAAGAAACGUCGUUUGAAGUAA
Molecule: messenger RNA, 2034 nt
Organism: Coprinopsis cinerea okayama7#130
Lineage: Eukaryota; Fungi; Basidiomycota; Agaricomycetes; Agaricales; Psathyrellaceae
Product: other/FunK1 protein kinase
Exons: 8
Coding region: 1-2034 (677 amino acids)
Source: RefSeq, a predicted model, not a curated record